AUGGCAAGUAUUGGCUCUCAAGUGAGAAAAGCUGCUUCUAGCAUUGAUCCUAUCGUCACUGAUUAUGCAGUGGGCUACUUUAACCACUUGUCCGGCAUAACCUUCGAUGCUGUUCAGAGUAAGCAAGUAGAUUUAACCACUGAAGUGAAAUUUGUGUCCGAUUUGUUGGUUGAUGCAGGUGCGUCAAAGGACAAGGUUAACGAAUUGGCCGAAAAUAUUCUGAAGCAAUUGACUACUCAACUGAGGGAAAACGAAGCCAAAUUGGAAUUGACCGGCGAUACGUCCAAGAGAUUACUUGAUAUUAAUGUCUUGAAGAGUCAUAACAGUAAGUCCGACAUCAACGUCUCUUUGAGCAUGCUGGGUGUGAACGGUGACAUCGAACACGCUGGUAGAAAUAUGGAAACAAGAGUCGAUUUGAAAAAAUUGGCCAAGGCUGAACAAAAGAUCGCAAAGAAAGUCGCUAAGAGAAAUAACAAAUUUGUUCAAUACGAGGCUUCUAAAUUGAUUAAUGACCAAAAGGAGGAGGACUAUGAUUCUUUCUUCUUGCAAAUCAACCCUUUGGAAUUCGGUUCAUCAGCUGGUAAAUCCAAGGAUAUUCAUAUCGACACUUUCGACUUGUAUGUCGGUGACGGUCAAAGAAUUUUGUCCAAUGCCCAAUUGACCCUAAGUUUCGGUCACAGAUAUGGUCUUGUGGGUCAAAAUGGUAUUGGUAAAUCUACUUUAUUAAGAGCUCUGUCUAGAAGAGAGCUAAAUGUCCCGAAACAUGUUUCGAUCUUACACGUGGAACAAGAGUUAAGAGGUGAUGAUACAAAGGCUUUGCAAAGUGUGCUGGAUGCUGAUGUUUGGAGAAAACAACUGCUAAGUGAAGAAGCGAAGAUUAAUGAAAGAUUAAAGGAAAUGGAUGCUUUAAGAAAGGAAUUCGAAGAGGAAAGUUUGGAAGUUAAAAAAUUGGAUAAUGAAAGAGAAGAUCUAGAUAAUCAUUUGAUACAGAUUUCUGAGAAAUUGGUCGAUAUGGAAUCUGACAAGGCUGAAGCUAGGGCAGCAUCAAUCUUAUACGGUUUGGGGUUCAGUACCGAGGCACAACAACAACCCACCAAUUCAUUUUCCGGUGGUUGGAGAAUGAGACUGUCGUUGGCAAGAGCCUUGUUCUGUCAACCAGAUCUUUUGUUGUUAGAUGAACCUUCCAAUAUGUUGGAUGUGCCAUCUAUUGCUUACUUAGCAGAAUAUUUGAAAACAUAUCCAAAUACAGUCUUAACAGUUUCUCACGACCGUGCAUUCUUGAACGAGGUGGCCACAGAUAUCAUAUAUCAACACAACGAAAGAUUGGACUAUUACAGAGGCCAAGAUUUCGAUACCUUUUAUACCACGAAGGAGGAACGUAGAAAGAAUGCUCAACGUGAAUACGACAACCAAAUGGUUUACAGAAAACAUUUGCAAGAUUUUAUUGACAAAUAUAGAUACAAUGCUGCCAAAUCACAGGAAGCCCAAUCAAGAAUUAAGAAAUUGGAAAAAUUGCCCGUUUUGGAACCACCUGAACAGGACAAAACCAUUGAUUUCAAAUUCCCUGAAUGUGACAAAUUAUCCCCACCGAUUAUUCAAUUGCAAGACGUUUUCUUCGGUUAUGAUGAAAAAAAUCUAUUAUUGAAGGACGUUAACUUGGAUGUUCAAAUGGAUUCCAGAAUCGCCCUUGUAGGUGCCAAUGGUUGUGGUAAGACCACAUUGUUAAAGAUUAUGAUGGAGCAGUUAAGACCACUAAAGGGUUUCGUAUCAAGGAACCCGAGAUUGCGUAUAGGUUACUUCACCCAACAUCAUGUAGAUUCUAUGGACUUGACAACUUCUGCAGUGGACUGGAUGUCCAAAUCCUUCCCAGGUAGAACCGACGAAGAGUAUAGACGCCAUUUAGGUUCAUUUGGUAUCACUGGUACUCUGGGUCUACAAAAGAUGCAAUUACUAUCCGGUGGUCAAAAAUCUCGUGUUGCAUUCGCUGCAUUAUGCCUAAAUAAUCCACAUAUUUUAGUUCUGGAUGAGCCUUCUAAUCAUUUAGAUACUACCGGUCUAGAUGCCUUGGUGGAGGCUUUGAAAAACUUCAAUGGUGGUGUCUUAAUGGUUUCCCAUGAUAUCUCUGUUAUUGAUUCUGUUUGUAAGGAGAUUUGGGUUUCAGAGCAAGGUACUGUCAAGAGAUUCGAAGGUACUAUCUACGACUACAGAGAUUACAUCUUGCGGUCCGCUGAUGCUGCCGGUGUCGUUAAAAAACAUUAG
Saccharomyces paradoxus is the source of this 2259-nucleotide messenger RNA. RefSeq names its product putative AAA family ATPase GCN20 (gene GCN20). The coding region runs from base 1 to 2259 and encodes 752 amino acids. The record is from RefSeq and is a predicted model, not a curated record. Gene Ontology annotation, molecular function: ATP binding; ATP hydrolysis activity. The transcript has a single exon. NCBI's taxonomy places the organism in Eukaryota, Fungi, Ascomycota, Saccharomycetes, Saccharomycetales, Saccharomycetaceae.